This is a messenger RNA of Suillus bovinus, 2047 nucleotides long. RefSeq lists its product as uncharacterized. The coding region runs from base 1 to 1677 and encodes 558 amino acids. Lineage: Eukaryota; Fungi; Basidiomycota; Agaricomycetes; Boletales; Suillaceae. The record is from RefSeq and is a predicted model, not a curated record. The transcript has 8 exons.
AUGGGCCACAAGGAUCAACGAGAUGACUUAAAAGAAGCUGUACGGAAGAGGGACGAGCAGAUUACCUGCCUGGAGGCUCGGAUAGACGCCUAUAUUGCUCGAACAUCAGAGACCCAGGCUCGCCUUCUCAAAACUAUCGACACCGUCGAUUCUCUAAAGGCUCAACAUGUAAUUGACUUGGCGGCGAAGGAAUGCGAGAAGGCAAACUUGUCCCAUGAAAUUGAACGUUGGAGAACCUUUGCAAAGGGCCUCGAAGUUGAGCGAGAUGAUCUCAAAGAAGUUGUCGAGGACUUGAUUCAGAAAGUCCAGAUGUCCAGUGAUUGGAACAUGUGGCCUUGCAGUCGCAUGGAUAUCACAAAACAUACAUAUGAACUGACUGAAAACCAUCUUAAACCUUGUGAUACAAGCUGCAGGCAUUCUGAAGUUCUCUUGGAGUAUGGUGUUUCUGUCAUAAAUAGGCUGCGCACCGAGCUUGACCACGAGCGUAAAGCACAUUACAAGGUUGUGGAAGAAGCUAACCUCCGUAUCUCUGAACUGGAGGCUAAAGUUGCCGCACGCGAGGUCGUAUUAGAAGCAUCCAUUCGACACCAUGAAAAGAGGGAGAAGUCACCGCCGGACCAUUCUCGAACUCCCGAAAGCCCAAUACCGCCUCCAAAACUAAUGACCGAUGAAGAUUGUCUCCGUGUAUUAGCGGACAGCAACACUAGAAAUAAAUCUCUUGAGAUUGAAAUACGGAGUUUGACACGAAAACUUGAGCACGCGCGGAGCUCCGCAGCUUCACCGCCUGCAUGCAUUUCAGCAGAUGCAGCCCCCGUUCUUGGCCCCUCGUCACCGUCGAGAAUUGCUUCUCUCGAUCACCAACCAGUCAUCCCAAGGAAACCUCUCACAAUUGACACCGGAACUCAUUUUACGCCAACACUGCAUGCGGUAUCCACCCUACCAACUGACUCUCGUGUAGUCACACAACCAUCAUCUCACAAUAGUCCCAUGGUUUCCUCUGAUUCCGCAUCACAUCGCUCUAUCGCGCAACUGGAUGAUCAGAUUAACUCAUAUGCCUCCAAGCUUGAUGCCCUUAAAGCGGAAAGGAGGGCACUGGUUGAGGUGGCCGUAAGGAAACGCAGAGUGUCUGAUGCAGGAGAACCUCCCGAUUUUCAACAAAUUCUAGUCAUCGAGGAGGAAUGUGUGAGGCUAGCCUCUCAAGUUUCGCAUCUGGAACAAGAACUUCAACAUAGCCGAAGUUCUGCUAAGUCCCGCGAAUAUGAGUUGCUAAAGGAAAUUGACGCCCUCAAGCUGUUAGUGCAUCAGCAGUCACCAAAUCUUUAUCACACACACGACAUUCAGCAUCUGGACGAUAUAGAUGUAGAACAAAACAUGGAGCUGGCAACACCUUUACAGCCCACCGCUAUUCGGUCAUGGAUCGAUCCUGGUUUAACAUCAUUUCCUACGGACCCUCUCCUGAUUCCGCUCCCUUUCUCACCUGAAAGAAAUUCAUCCCCCAUUAUCUCAUCCUCUCGUCCACUACCACGCCCUUCCAGCCCCCAUCCUGUGAAACUCAGGCGACUUGAAGACGGAUUGGAGGUCGCCAGGGCUCAAUUGGCCGCGAAGCAGCUGGCUCUCGAUCAGCUCAAAAACGAUAUGGAAGAACUCCAACGCUUACUACCAGAAGAGUCGCCGUAAUCUCGAAGAUAAAAUGGAUUACCGUGUACUCUUCGAGUUUGCCUUUGAUAUUGUUCUCACGCACACAUCUAAUAGGUAUUUAAUGAGCUCCAUGCCUAUCUAUUGAUAUUUCUGCCGUAUGUAUCUUGUAUCUGUAUGACCGAGUAGCACUGGUAUACUGUAUUUUACGCUAUCUCAACCUAUCAUUCACCCUCUGCUAUAUCAUAGUAUAUGCGGCCUUGCAAUCUCAGCACUGCCAGCUUGUUAUUUCACGGGAACAUAUAGCACUUCCAUGCGCAUAUUGCUCCACGGGUGAUUUCGGUCAGGUGCUCUCCUCACAAAGUCAACCUCUAGAGGAGGUGCCCCGACUCUGUGAACCUCUUCAACCUCG